AGAUACCUGUAUAACUCUCGUGGUCGCCCCGUUUUCGAGUUGUACAAUAAUAAUAAUAAAGGAAAAAAUCGAAACGAAAAGAAGUAAAUUAUAAAUAAUGAGCUGCGAUAAAACGCGUGUACCUGUCUAGCUACUAUAUAUAUCUACAUACACAUGUACAUAAUAUGCUUAUUGCCUAUAUAUAAUUAUAAUUAUUUACCUAUAAAUAUUAUGUUUAUAUAACUAAGCUACGGCUAUAGAACGACUUGGGUCGUCGUCGAGGCAGCAGCUGCCCAGGGACUGAAAUACAAUAGUACCUCAGACCUCUACGGCUCUACCUACACACAUAUAUAACAUUAUAUAGGUACGACAUUUUGUAUCCACAACUUAAGGCAAUAGUCAUACGCACCCCUUCAAAUUCGAUCGCACGUGGAAUUUCAAUUAAUCCUUUGCACACGUUAUACUUCGAUCAUUGAGUGGUGCGGUAUUCUCUAUCCGAUCAGCGGGCAGGGAGGGUCGUCAGUCGCGCAUACCGUAUUUCAUAUUAUUUUCGUCGUCGGUCGAGUAUUCUCAUCUCCGUACGCGAUACGGUGGCGUGAGUUGGGAUAAUUUUUUGGGCCACAAACUCAGUACUCAGAGCUCGCGGAAAUCCGUGUGGGACUUUGGUACAAUGUAACACACGUCGCGUAUUAAUAUAAAUUUAUACCUAAAAGUUGUUCACGUAUGUUAUGCACUGCUCAACGGUUUAAUAUUUCCGGGGUCGAAGAAACACAUUAAAUACCAUAUAGUUUUACUCACUCCUAGCAUCGCGGUUUCGUCCUGAAGGCGAACGCGACGAUGUCGCCGAACGACGAUGAUGUCGUCCGGAGAUGGACCACGUUACGGCGGAACUUCUUGCCGAGAAUGUCGCCGGCGGCUGUGCAGUUGUCCGUCGGACGAGCGACGACCGUUGCGAAAUCGUCGUGCGUACUUAUCGACGAGUACACCAGCCACAGCACCGUUCACGGAAUGCGAUACAUAUCCAAAGCCAGUCUGUUGGAGAAAAUUUUUUGGAUUACAAUGUUAACGAUUUGUGGACUGUCAGCAUGUUAUAUUGGCAACCAGUUAUGGCUCAAGUUCCGUUCCAAACCUACACAACUGGCAGUUAAAGACACCCAUGUGCCUUUGUACGAGUUCCCAUUCCCUUCGAUUACCAUCUGUCCAGCAAUCAAGGUCAAAAAGACAGUAGGUCUUGAAUACUUUUCAAGGUACAUCAGUAUUGACAAUGAUACAGUGCGAACUGGAUUAUUGAAUAUAAUGAGCGCUUUAUCGACGAUGCAACAGCCGACUUAUUUUCGAAUGGCGGAGUACGUAGAUAAGGCCAAACACUUGUUGCCCUUGUUUAGAAAUAUAAACUUAACUGAUUUUAUGUUGACGACACUACCGACAUGUAAUGAACUAUUUGGCCGGUGCAAAUGGCACGGAGAAAUUAUAUCGUGUUGCGAAGCGUUCUCACUUCAGAGGACCGAGGAAGGAUUUUGUUAUUCGUUCAAUUCUCUGACUUCCGAAGCUGGAAAACAUUGCCCUCUUUCCGAAGUGUUAGAAAACGAAGGCAUCGUUGAAGAAGAUGACUAUAUGUAUCCUGGAUGUCAACUGAGGAGAAAUACCGCCGUAGGUACAGUCACGGGUCUAGAAGUAUUUUUGUACAAAACAAAUAUGUCCGAAUCAUUGGGCCUGGGACAGCGUGACAUAGACGGUGCUAGGAUCAUGAUCCACACGUCGUACCAGUUUCCAAACGCGGGAGAUGGUAUAUGGUUAAGGUCCGAACAGGGCCGACGACUGAAUAUCAUGAUUUCGCCGGUGAUAACGGUCACCAGCAGUCGGGUAAAAGAUCUAAGUGUGGCGACGCGGGGCUGCGUGUUUCCGGAUGAAAGGGAGUUGUACAUCUAUCACGUGUACACACAGAGUUCGUGUCUGAUCCAGUGCCGCAUGGAAUUUAUCUUGUACACGUGCGGUUGUCACAUGUAUUUUUUCAUAACACCCGAUGAUGGAAAACCAAUGUGUGGUAUAGCAGAUCUAGCUUGCAUAAAUCAUAAUACCCGUCAUAUUAGAAUGCUAACUCCACCCAAAGGUACUCCUGGUUUUGAGGCUCGACUCAUACGUGAUUCACUAGAUUGUUCACAGUGCAUACCUACUUGUUACGAGACAACGCAUGAAAUCGAGAUGGAGUCGUCUCCAGAUCAAAGAACGUCCGUUUGGAAACUGUUCAGCUAUUUGGACGUGGCGUAUGGAAACUUGGGUUCCAAAAAAUAUCAAAGGGACAUAACUUUUGCUUGGACAGAUCUUUUAGUGGCACUGGGCGGUGUCGCCAACUUGUUUUUGGGGUUCAGCAUAUUGAGUGUAGUUGAAUUCAUUUAUUGGACGCUGAAAAUAUGUGUCAUUACAUUCAUUAGACUAUGCAAAUAGCUAGUAUAGGUAUCCACCUUUAUAUUAUACUGUAUAAAUGCGUACCUAUCAUUAUAAUAAACGAAUUCAAACGUAUAUUACUUAACAUAUUGUGUAACGGCUGGUGUUUAUCUUUCAAUACAUCCUACCCUUAAUUAUAAUAUAUUGUAUACGUUCAACAUACCGUACAAUAUACACAACCAUGGCUGGUAAGUACCUACCUGCAGUUACUAGAAACCCGUCAGUCGUGUUUUGGAUCCAGCGCACAAACAUGAACCCCAAACCGGGACCAACGUUUUGGAAAAAAGAAUUCGCUUGGUCUUAUUCAACCGUCGAAAGACUGGCGAUAGCCAAGAGUAAACGGCUGGGCAAUAUUUUCAGAGAAUACGCUCGUUACUGUACCGUACACGGAGUCCAAUACAUUUUUAAAGAUAAUUCCAGUUUCAUUGAACGGUUUGAUAUUAUUUAAAAUCAUUUUAUAUCGUUUUGACGGUAAAACACACACGUAUCUCUAUCGGCACCAGGGUUGACUCAAG
Messenger RNA from Acyrthosiphon pisum (pea aphid), 2939 nucleotides. RefSeq names its product sodium channel protein Nach-like. The transcript has 8 exons. Gene Ontology annotation, biological process: sodium ion transmembrane transport. Lineage: Eukaryota; Metazoa; Arthropoda; Insecta; Hemiptera; Aphididae. Gene Ontology annotation, molecular function: ligand-gated sodium channel activity. The record is from RefSeq and is a predicted model, not a curated record. Bases 817 to 2424 code for a protein of 535 amino acids. Gene Ontology annotation, cellular component: plasma membrane.